Molecule: messenger RNA, 2605 nt
Organism: Durio zibethinus
Lineage: Eukaryota; Viridiplantae; Streptophyta; Magnoliopsida; Malvales; Malvaceae
Product: AP-4 complex subunit mu-like
Biological process (GO): intracellular protein transport; vesicle-mediated transport
Cellular component (GO): clathrin adaptor complex
Source: RefSeq, a predicted model, not a curated record
GUAAGGGAAACAAAUGCGAUGGGUAAAGAAAACAGAAGAAAACAAAGCCCAAACUUAAAAAGAAACACCGAAGAACUCAAAACCAAAGGUCAAUUUACGGAGAGAAGAAAACCGGGGAGACGAGUCGGAAGCCCAAAAUCAUGAUAUCUCAGUUCUUCGUACUCUCUCAGCGAGGCGAUAACAUCGUUUUUCGCGAUUAUCGUGGUGAAGUAGUGAAAGGAAGUGCAGAGAUAUUCUUCCGAAAAGUUAAGUUUUGGAAAGAGGAUGGACAAGAGGAGGCACCCCCUGUCUUUAACGUAGAUGGUGUGAACUACUUCCAUGUGAAGGUUGUUGGGCUGUUGUUUGUUGCAACCACAAGGGUUAACGUGUCACCAUCUCUUGUCCUGGAACUUCUGCAAAGGGUUGCCCGUGUCAUUAAAGACUAUUUAGGGGUUUUAAGUGAAGAUUCACUUCGGAAAAACUUUGUACUUGUAUAUGAGUUGCUUGAUGAAGUCAUUGACUUCGGUUAUGUACAAACAACAUCUACUGAAGUUUUGAAGUCCUAUGUAUUUAAUGAGCCAAUUGUGGUUGAUGCUGCACGUUUGCAACCUCUUGGCCCUGCUGCCAUCUUUAUGCAAGGAACCAAAAGAAUGCCUGGAACAGCAGUUACAAAGUCUGUAGUAGCAAAUGAGCCUGGAGGUCGGAAGAGAGAGGAAAUUUUUGUGGAUAUAAUUGAGAAAAUCAGUGUCACAUUUAGCUCUAGUGGAUAUAUACUGACAUCCGAGAUUGAUGGCACUAUUCAAAUGAAAAGUUUUCUGACAGGAAAUCCAGAAAUUCGAUUAGCUCUUAAUGAAGACUUGAGCAUAGGAAGAGGAGGAUCGGUCUAUGAUUAUCGGAGUUCAUCUGGUGCAGGGGUAGUGAUACUUGAUGAUUGUAAUUUUCAUGAAUCAGUGCGUCUUGAUAGUUUCGAUAUGGAUAGGACUCUGGCUCUGGUGCCACCGGAUGGUGAAUUUCCUGUCAUGAACUACCGAAUGACUCAGGAAUUCAAGCCUCCUUUCCGUAUUAGCUGUUUAAUUGAAGAAGCAGGACACCUUAAGGCUGAAGUAAUUCUUAAAGUACAUGCUGAGUUCCCCUCAAACAUUACUGCAAACACAAUUGUUGUACAGAUGCCACUUCCUAAAUAUACUGCCAGAGCUAGUUUUGAGUUGGAACCUGGGGCUAUUGGGCAAAGAACAGAUUUCAAAGAAGUAAACAAGAAACUUGAAUGGGGCUUAAAGAAGAUCGUUGGUGGAUCUGAACAUUCACUUCGUGCAAAGCUGACAUUUUCACAGGAAUCGCAUGCAAACAUCACAAAGGAAGCUGGACCAGUUAGCAUGACUUUCACAAUACCCAUGUAUAAUGCUUCAAGGCUUCAGGUGAAAUAUUUGCAGAUAGCAAAGAAAUCUAGUUCCUAUAAUCCUUAUCGAUGGGUGCGAUAUGUCACUCAGGCCAAUUCAUAUGUUGCUAGAAUAUGAUAUGGUGGAAUCUGCAUUUUUCUUAUUUGUUGGGUCCUGGAUGUCACUUUAUUUUUGUUCACUAGAUUAUACAGUUUUUGUUGAAACACCAUAUUUUUAAGUUGUAUCAUGUGGUGAAAUUUAUUUGAUUUCUUGUAUUGAUGUUGUGUUAGAGACAAUUCGAUGUUUGUGGGAAAUUACUUGUCAGCUCGUAAGAAUACAGUCGUUCAAACCACAAUGAAAACCCCUAAAUGAUAACAUGAAGGGUGACAGCCCUACUUUAGGAAAUCCUGCUAAAGUUGCAUGGCAUGAUCAAGUUUUCCGUUAGAAAUGAAAACAAACUUUCCAGGCUUGCCCUAUUACCUUAUAUGUAGCCUUUUCUAGUUUCCAUGCUCUGCUUAUACCGCCAGGUUUGCCCAAUCCGAUAGGUGGAACGGGUUCUUCUUGACAAAACUUAUAUUAGGAUCGGCACAAAGGGACCAAGCGUUUACCUAUACUGAAACGGUAAAUUGUGGGCUUAUUCACUGGACCCAGCCCUGAGCAUGGCAGCAACACAGCAGCACGAAGUUGGGGUUUUGGUCUUUAAGUGUCGGUUCGUAAUUGGGGUUUCCACUUUCCCUAAGACAAAAUAAAUGCUUUACGAUUACAUCCAGCAAUCCGACACAUUUUCCAUCAAAAUGUCAUUUUAAGCCAUUAGGCAAUUUGUCCUUAAACGAUUGCGUUGAAUUAUUUUUUCAUUGCUGUUGACUACUAUAAUACUAUUAUCCCCUUAUUCAAUUAUAGUUUUAAUAUAUAUAAAUCCCAAACUUAAGUUUACAAUUAUUCUGAAGUGGUAUCUAAAAAUUUAAAUUAUUUUUUUUAUCAAAUAUCAAAUAUAUAUAUAAUAUACGAAAUUUCUACAACCAAUAAAGAGCUGUCUUGAAAUCGCCGACAGAAUAAUGUACUCUGGUCAAAACUUAAAUUUCGCCUGUAUAAAAUAAGGUUUAUAACUACUGGAAAAUUAUAUUAAUAUAAGAAGAAUUGUCAAAAGAAAAAAAAAACAACAGUAGAUACUUCUCGAAAUGUGAGAUAGAUAAUAAAACUGAAAGACUUACAUCAUUUUCAAGAACUGCUUGAACUUUGAUUAUUCCCCU